Scylla paramamosain (green mud crab) is the source of this 1214-nucleotide messenger RNA. It is a transcript of the gene Tim10, whose product is annotated as mitochondrial import inner membrane translocase subunit Tim10-like. NCBI's taxonomy places the organism in Eukaryota, Metazoa, Arthropoda, Malacostraca, Decapoda, Portunidae. Gene Ontology annotation, cellular component: mitochondrial inner membrane. Gene Ontology annotation, biological process: protein insertion into mitochondrial inner membrane. The record is from RefSeq and is a predicted model, not a curated record. Bases 213 to 503 code for a protein of 96 amino acids. The transcript is spliced from 4 exons.
GUCUGCGGUCAUCGUGAUCGGUGUGGGCGGCUUCGUUUUCACCAAGCAGACCAUUGAACAGCAGCGGCGGGAGUCCAUGAAAGUCCGAGAGCGCAUGAGGAACGCCAACACAGGAGAUUACGAGUCUAAGCGCAACUUCACUGGCUAGACUGACUUCCUGACCAACUUGUUAUUUGUUUGUAGGACUUGGCUUGCAGGACUCUUAAGGCACCAUGGCAGGCCUUCCCGCCCUCAACGACGAGCAGAUGAAGCUGGUGCAGGAUCUGGAGAUAGAGAUGCUGUCUGACAUGUACACCAGAAUGACCAACUCCUGCCACACCAAAUGCAUCCCCACCAAAUAUAAGGACGCCGAGAUAGGGAAGGGAGAGGCUGUGUGCAUAGAUCGGUGUGUGGCCAAGUACUGGGAGAUCCAUGAACGUGUCGGGAAGAAGCUGCAGAAGAUGUCCUCACAGGAUGAAGAGUCUUUGAAAAAGAUGAUGGCAGAGCAGGGGGAAGUGAAAUAAGCAAUCACCCAGCAGCUGACCCUAGCAUUGCCUCACUCACACAGCAGCACCCGAACAAACUCCGGUGCUUGUUGUCAGGGAAAGAAGAGAUCUGGGCUAAAUAUGAUCCUUGCCACUCACUGAGGAGGAAAUGAGGAGUAAGGGAAAGCAGAAAUGUUGUGUUUGCUGCAACACACUUAGAGUUUAGAGGUGGUAGACAAGUGAGGUAUAAGAAAGAUAAGCUGUUUCAUUAAAGUAAUGCUGCUUGUUCAUUGUAACCUGUGCUGGAAGAGAUGUUCCAUUUUUUUAUUUUGAAAUAUAUUAGAUACUUGUACAACACAACAUCAGGUGUCAAAAGAACAAAAUAUGAGCCAAAAUUGUAAUACACUUGAAAACUAUCUUUUGUUAAUGUUUUCUUAUUUACUUUGAAUAUUUAUGUUAUUAGUCUUAUAGCAACAUUUGGGUACUAAAAGAAAAAUAUGAACAAAAACUAUAAUACCUCAAACUUGAAUACCAUCCAUUACUGAACAACAUAUUCCACACUUUAUUUUCCUUUUUUUACUUGUAUAUAAGAACCAAGAACCUAGAUGUAGAGAACUUCGUAACUGUUCAGAAUUGUUCGUGUAAAGUGACUUGUUAAGGGAAGGUGAUGGCUGAAGACUGACCAGUGUUUGUAUAUUGGCCGGAGAUUGUCAGCGAUGCAAGACUGGUGAUUAAACUGUUUGUUAUAGA